UCAGAUCAAUCAGCAGGCACAAAAGCGUUUCACAGGAUUACCUGUCUUCAAUUAGUCUAGUCAAAAUCAAUGACGUUCAGUCUUUUUAUUGCUUUUAGAUACCCUUUUUUCUGUUUGAGGGGAUGGGAACUGGCGAUGGUUUUUUUCGUGUCGAUAUGCUAGCUGAACAUCAAUAAUUCAUUGGAAAUGUUUUUUUCUUAUUAACGAGCGCUUGGAAUUUGUGGUAUACCUUGAUACGCUCAAUGUAUUAAGAUGAGCUAGCUUGCUUUCUUAAAGGAAAUAAUGGCUUUAUUUGAUGCGUUCUUUUCGAUUCGAUGCUUUUUAUAAGCUAUUCAAUGAACGACGAGCCAUCAAAUGCAUAUGAUUGUUAGUUGCUCUUCAAUUAUUUCCUUUCUUGCAAAACUGGGAAAUUACUUAGUUUUUUGUCAAUGUCUGUUAUUUAUUCGGUUACUUCGAUUUCCUGUCCUGAUUUUCAGAUUACCAGAGAAUGUAGCUUAAAAUAGAGACAGUAUGUUGCACACCUGAGACGAAUGAGAAGAUAGAUUAGAACUUAAGUUAGCGUGCGAAUCGACGAAUGCCAUGUGUCCAAAUUGGCUUCAAUUAUAGGAGUGCUUUCACAAUAUAUACAUCAUCCUAGGUUCAAUAUCACGAUAAAAGAAAUUAGUCAGUAUGCUGUGUCACCUACUCGGUCUGUGAUCUGAAUUAUCGACUUGGAUUUGACUUAAAUUACUUAAUAACGACGAAAAUUUGAAUGUAUUUACGUAGGAGUUACGCUCUCAUUACGUAAUUAUUCGUGACGAGAACGUGAAGGAAAAUGGUCAGUAACUACAGCACACUGGCACCCGCUCCCGCGGUGCGACUGGAGAACGAGGCAGCGUGUCUGACGGAGAACAGAAACUACACCAGUCUCUACAGACAGGACUACGGGGGUGUGCACAUCACAUUCGCACUCAAUGCUGGACUCACGAUACUCAUCGUCCUUCUGUUCUCAUUCAUGCGAAAAGGAAUCGGGGGAUACGCGAGAUUAGGAGUCACGAUGGUCCGUUCUGGACUCCCAAACAUUAUGACCGCGACUGCAAAUCGAAUCAGCGAAGCUGGCCAGAAGAUCAGACAUUCUAGAAUUGUGAGUCAGAAUGUGGCCAACUCUUCUUACGAAGUGAACGGGGGUGGAUCAGAGUACAACGAAAAGACCUCGCUUCCGAGAAGCCGAUUGAAAGGCAACGCGCGGAUAAGCGUCUCUAAUCUACGGCGAAGUACGAUAAUACCAGGUGUCGAGGACGGAGACGAGUUUGCCACGCUCCCAAUCUCCGAAGUGUUAGAUAUGGGCGACAUCCAGCUGGAUGCAGAUCUGAUCGCCACGACCAACAAUAACAAUAAUAGUUUUGACGUCAUAGACAGAAAUGGAGGUAGUCGGAGGAUAGCAAAUGGAGAUCAAGUGGACGGGACAUCAUCCAAUGGACUGACAAUAACUGCAUCGACUUCAAACUCGUCACCGAAUAGUGGAGGAAAAUUGAUUAACAUAGGAUCAGACAAAACAGAACUGGAAAAGCGAAGAGUGCGGAUUUUGGACGAGGACGAGCGGAAUCUUUUCUCCUGGAUCAAGUUGACCCUAACUCUAAACAUCUCGGACUUCGGCCACAAGGUCAACCAGGACUGUGUACAGUAUCUCCACUUUCAGAGACACGUGAUCGGAUUCAUGUUGCUGAAUACUAUUAUAUGCAUGCUAGUGCUGCUACCGAUCAAUGUUGUGGGAGGCAAUCAGUUCUCAAACAACACCAAGAGUUUCGGGCGUCUCACGCUGAAUAACCUGGAGCCAGAUAGCAACCUGUUAGUGGUCCAUAGUAUCUACGCAUUCGCAAUGUGUAUUUUCAUUCUUGUGAUCAUGGAUCGGUUCGAGAAGAAGUAUGUGCAUGAGGACCCCUCCAUGCAAACAACAGUCCUCGUCAAAAAUUUCCCAAUCCGAAGGGCAUUAUUCGAAUCGGGAAUCAAAGGAAAGCCACACUUACUACUGUCGAGGCUGGAGACGUACUUCACUCGCGUGCUAAAGAUACUGCCUUCCAAUUUCCAAAUCUACCUCACCUUUGACGUAAGCGACCUUGAAAAGUUAGUCAAAAGGUACUAUAAGUACACAGAGUGUAUAGAUUACGUAAUGCGUAAAAAUGAGAAAGCCCGUCUAUCUAAACGAGAGCAACAGCUGGAUGCGAAAGAACAAGUUGAACUUAAUAGUCUACCGAGAAGUAAGCCAGAGGAGUCACGUGAUAUUAUAUCAUUUGAUGACGUAAUGAUUACGGUGGAGAAUCAAGAGGUAGGGGCUGAUGCAGAGGAAGUGGUAGGAGCUAAUGGUGACGAGGAGUCACCGAGUCCCUCGGAAGUUGUGGAAAAGAGUUACGUGAUGGACUCGAGGGAAUUUGCAGCGAGGCAAAACUCAUCAUCGAAGCGGCUGAAGUGGCGCGGCCAUGAAAAGGAUUACAUAAAUCUUCAACCAGUUUCAAACUAUCUCAGCGAUGACAUCACCACGCUAGGCUCUGACGUCAUCACGGACGCAGACGUCAAAAUCGACAAUCACUCUCAGCCGCGAGUUCACAUAAACUGCGACGAACCCUCGACCUCGAAAGCCAACUGCACGUAUAACGGCAGAAGUUCUGCUCAGUCGCCCAAAAUAGCGAUCAAAAAGGCCUCAAUGAAGAUAAGAGAGAGCGUACAUUUGAAUAAUUUGAAUCUAAAGUUCAACAAAUGCUGUGCAGGUUUUCUGUGCCCAUUUUGCAGCGAGACUAGAAAUGCGUUCGAGUAUUACACGGAGAAGAGAGAAGAGGUGGUCAAAAAGAUUGUUAAGUUGAUCCAAACGCGCCCAUUUGAACAGAGGACUCUGCCGAUGUUCUUUCUCACUUUACCUUCAAAAAAGGUGGCGGACACGAUCUGCAACUUUUUGCCUUAUGAGCAGACUCUACACACACAUCAGUGGGAGGUCACAAUGGCGCCCAAUGUGGAUGACGUCAUCUGGGAGAACCUCUCCCUCUCCACUGUCAGCAAACGAGUCAGGUGGUGCAUCGCUCAGGUGCUGUUCGUAGUGCUAUUCUUCUUCAUAUCAACUCCUUCGAUCGUCAUUGGAUUCACCAACUACCUGAACGAACACACCAAGUGGAAAGAUUACCUCGAAAAGGUGCCCCUCAUGAAGGUCUUUGUCGGACCCCUCAUCUUUGUCAUUCUAGCCGCCCUCUUACCCUUCUUGGUCAUUCUUAUCUCUGACGUCAGAGGAUUCAGCACCAAGUCAAGGCUGAAUUUCUACAAUUAUAGACGAGUGUAUAUAUUCCUGUUCUUCAUGAUCCUUGUCCUACCAAGUAUCGGCUUGACGAACAUCGUCGAUUUGAUCCGAGAGUUCUUCGAAGGCGUGAACAACCUAAACUACACGUGUAUAUUCAGACCAGAUAACUCAGCCUUCUUUGUGAAUUAUAUAAUAUCGGCUGCCAUGUUGGGCCUGAUGGCGGAAUUGCUGCGAAUAGCCGAUAUGUUAUUCUAUCUGAUUCUUCUUAUUCUGAUGAAAUCUAAAGCGGAGCGAAAGUAUGUGAAGAAACAAUCUAUUCUCCAAUUUCCAUACGGAUACUGCUACGCUUUUCAAUUACUGGCUGUUUGUGUAGUGAUCGUGUACUCUCCAAUUUGCCCAAUUAUUGCGCCAUUUGGCUUAAUUUACAGUCUGAUGCGCCACUAUGUGGACAGAUACAAUCUCUACUUCUCCUUCGAACCCUCAAAAUUGAACCAGAAUAUCCACAAAUCAUCCACUGUCAUUCUCCUCUCGGCUGGAUUUCUCAGUUUGGUCCUGCUGUUCAUCUACAGUUUAAUCAAAUCCGAUACAGACAAGAAGCUCAAGAACCUCAACUCCAUCAUCCUCCUAAUCCUAAUCAUCCUAGUAGUCUGCUACUGGACCAUAAAGAAGUUCCUCUACAUGGUCAACUCAGUCUCUAAAGGCGUGAUCGAAACCUCAAAUCUGAUCAAACAGGCGAGCGAAGAAAACAUUCUAGCAGCAGGGCAAGGAGGAUCGAACGCACAGGCAGUGCCGAAGUACAGCGCAACAGCGAAUAAUUCUACUAACCAGUCUUUGAACAAUAUUGCAGAAGAUUGUACAGGGAACUACCAACGUACGGAAAGCGAGCCAAUCAUUGAUGUUGUCAGUCGAAACGACACAGCCAUGUCUAAUAACGGAAGCUUCCUGAAUACACCAAUGAAUAAAAAAGCUGCAACUUUCGAUACUGCCGAACACGAUGCGGAGAGGACGUUUCUAAAUACCCCGAUUUCGCUGAAAAAGAAACCGAAAAAGAUUUCAAAGCCCUCCGAUUUUCAAUUGGAUCCCAUAAGCGAAUUGGAGAAAUAUUUGCCACCGAUAUACCAUCUCUUGAAGAGUCCGGAUGUGGCAUCAAAAUUGAAAGUUUCGUUGCGACCGAAAGGAAAGUCUUGGUUCUCUCAGGGACCGGACAAGAGUCUGACUGGAAGUAUGAAAACUGGUCGCAAAUUCGAGCCAGUGAGGUCUCACAGGCGAAGUGCGAGUGACGGCGGAAAAUUGGACGCAUCGGGAAAAGAGAAGAGUAGUUCGAAGAGUAAAGCUCGAAAGUCAAAAGACGAGUUGUUCGGUUCACAAAAAAGAGACACGGACAAUCAUGCUGCUACGAGCGGUUCAAACAAUAUUAUCGGAGACGCUAAUAAUGCAGAACCACAGGCUAUAACAGUAGAUUUUGCGGUUUAAUUUUCAGGUUUGAAGAGUCUAAUUUUUUAUUGUGUAAAUAUUGUCAGUUGCAUUAGUGUGUUAGAUAAAAAAAUGUUUCGCCUAACCCUAAAUAAAAAUCAAUUAACUGAAAAUGAUUGUUUGUAUCGACGAAAGAUUAAAAAAUUAAAGACUA
Molecule: messenger RNA, 4889 nt
Organism: Symsagittifera roscoffensis
Lineage: Eukaryota; Metazoa; Xenacoelomorpha; Acoela; Convolutidae
Exons: 12
Coding region: 815-4735 (1306 amino acids)
Cellular component (GO): plasma membrane
Molecular function (GO): calcium-activated cation channel activity
Source: RefSeq, a predicted model, not a curated record